Messenger RNA from Moneuplotes crassus, 949 nucleotides. The record is from the annotation of a GenBank genome assembly. NCBI's taxonomy places the organism in Eukaryota, Ciliophora, Spirotrichea, Euplotida, Euplotidae.
AUGGAACCACAGGAAGACCUCCACUCCAAAACCAGCCCAAACAGAGCUUCCUGGUCUAGAAGCCAGCCUUCCUCCAGCUCCUUCCUGAGAAAUAGAGAAGUACAGAUUUUAGGAACAAGACUAGAAGAGAUUGACAGUGUAGUCGAAGAGAUGGAAGAGUAUGAAGAAAUGAAGAGAGAUGUCAAGGGAAAGAAUAACAGCUCAAAACUUGAUGAGUCUAAAUCUUCUUUACAAGACUCCAAAACUUACUCUGACUGCUAUGAAAACAUAAUAUUUUAACAUGCUAGAAGGAGGACACCGAAUCGGUCCUCACAACUGCUUAAAUAUAUUCCUCAGCAACACUUACCAUCAUCCGUUCCUAACCAAACUGAGCAAACUUCACCUCCCCAAACUAUCCAAAACAUUACUAUGCGACCUGACUAGACCAAGCGGACACAUUAAACGAUUCCUAUCCCACUGCAUACUUCCAACCAAUCUCCAAAUUCUUUCACUAAAAUGUCUUAACCUAAGCCCAAUUACUGCUUAUCUCCCUUCACUCAUAAAAUCAUGCCACAAGGCGACAAGCUUGAUCGACUUGGGCCACUUCGUGCUCUAUGGGCGAGAACUGAAGAAAUUAUUUGUAGCAGUGAGGUUAGUGAAGACAGUGAGGUUCCAGCAGUGUAGGAUUGGGAUGAGGGAGAACGGGAGGUGGACGAGGGCUAUGAGAGGGAGUUGUAUUAAGGAAAUAGAGCUAUGGGAUUGAGAAAAACCUGAAUACAGUAACUGGUCAUCGGACAAGUCAGGGUUAAGUCAUCUAGCAAAUUGGUUUUCCAAUACAGAUCUUCGGGACACUCUAAAGGAAGUUGGGUUUGGAUAUACUCAUCUGCUGGCCAAGAGAGAUGUUGAAGAAGUUUUUGAGGAAAAUGGUCUUGGCCAUGUUCAAAUAACUGGAAAUUUUGCCUAUGAUUAA